UCGUACGCAAGCCUGGCAGGAUCACAUUCAGGCCCUCUCCAGUCACUCAUUCACGGAGCAUGCAGGCAUUGGCGAUUUGUUCUCGCGCAAGGGUAUUUCUACAAGCAUUAUGUGUUGUUGAGGUACUACUACUACUACUCCCUCCCUUGGCUUCACUCUGCAGUGGGUGUGUACAGUGCACACAAAUACACACACACACCCUACAAAGUUCAUCCUAAAAGACUUUAACACUCUCAAAUGCAUUCCUCUCCAAGCUCUCAUCACUCGAGGUAGUUCUUUCUGGUGUUGGUGUUGGUGAGUGGUGAUAGGCCUACUCUCAUCCCUACAGUAGUACUACGCUCACCUUCAUGUGUGUUUGUUGUCGAGAAACGACAAGGUGUGGGCUCAUUUCGGCACUUGGAGAACUUUUCGUAAAUUGAAUAACUGAACGUGAGCAUCAUGAUCUGCGACGAAUGCCAGACCGAAAUCUCGGGUACUUACUUCAAACAAGGCGAACGCAACAUCUGCGAAAAGGAUUAUGAAGCUAAGUAUCGCAAGAAGUGUAGCAAAUGCGAGAAGAGCAUCACCGGAUCCUAUUACAAUGCCAAAGACAAUAAAUUUGUCUGCGCCGACUGCUACAAGAGUGACCUUGGAGGCUCCAUGGAUUGUCGUAAAUGUGGCAAAGAAGUCAGUGGUGGCGAGCUCGUCCGAGCUUUAGACGGCCUCUUCCAUCCGGAUUGCUUCCGUUGCUUCAAAUGUAAUCUCAGCUUGUCCGACAAAAGCGUCUCUUUCAUUCCGGAUGAGAAAAAGAACAUCUAUUGCAAGGACUGCUAUCACAAGACAUUCUCGCCCAGAUGCUGUGGGUGUCAAGAGAUGAUCAUUCCCAAAGCUGGAGAGAAAAGCGUCUCCAAACUCUCAGCACUGGGAAAAGAUUGGCAUCCUGAGUGUUUCAAAUGCGAGGAAUGCUCAGUCUUGUUCUCCGGGCCCGAUGGUCAGAAAUGCUACCCAUUGGAGGAAGUGCCCUUGUGUAUGGAUUGUCAUAAAGCAAAAUUCACAUAAAAUUACGUCCCCUUCAUGCCAUCAUUCCUUAAGCACUAUACUUGUAAAUUUUGGCAAAAUUGGCCCAAUUGUAAAAGAUUUAGGUACCACUUGAUGCAUGACACAUAAUGCGAUUCCCUUAGAGCAAUACUUAUUUUAGGAUAAGAUCCUAAAAGCCGCCUAGAUCUGCUAUAAAACGUUUUAUUCGACCCAUCCAACUAUGAGCCGACAAAAUAUCUCCAUAAUUACUUCUGACGUGGAUUGUGUUUGCUCUAUUGUCAUAAUUGAUCCUAAUUUAUCUACACCUAUGGUUUUGUUUCAGUCUCGUCUCUCAAUAAACCACCUAAGACUAA
Molecule: messenger RNA, 1370 nt
Organism: Tigriopus californicus
Lineage: Eukaryota; Metazoa; Arthropoda; Copepoda; Harpacticoida; Harpacticidae
Product: zyxin-like
Exons: 6
Coding region: 439-1038 (199 amino acids)
Source: RefSeq, a predicted model, not a curated record